AGACUUCAGUGUAGAGAGAGACGUGGUGCGGGGAGGAGGUGCCGGUCCGCUCGGGUAGGGUCUGACUGGAUUACUUUGCCGCAGUGUCUAGAAAUGCCGCCAGAGGUCUGAGGGAGUGCUGAGCGGUGCUGCUGAGGGAGCCAUGAGGGUGCUGAGGCCAGUGGCGGUGGUGGUGGUAUAUUUGGCCACUGCUGCAGGCUUUAAGUAUACAAUAGACGACCUUAAGAACACUCGCUUCCUUAACAAAAUUUCUGAUGAUAUUUAUUUGGACCCGUGUAAGGCAGAUGGCUUCAUUAGUGACAUCGCUCUUCCUGUGGAGGCCUAUGAACGGGAGUUAGCAGCCCAGCGCGCGGCGGGGGGGAUAGGCCUACCCCCCACCCCCUCCCCCCUGCCGCCUCCCACACCAACGCCACCCACGCCCCCCCACACGCCAGAGACCCCCCCAGGCAGCGGCGGAAACACAUCGCGGAGAGGAGAAAGAAGAGGAGAAGAGAGAAACACAAGAAGGGGAAGAGGAAGAGGGCGGCUCCGUGCUGGCGUGGGCGUGGCUGGGAGGAAUGCGGUGAGGAGGGCGCGGGCAAGAGGAACCCUGGAGAAGAGGAAGAGGUUGAAAGCGCGGGCGAGAAGAGCCGCCACUGCAAGGAAGGAGCGGGUGUGGGACUUCGGUGUCAUCCCUUACAUGAUUGACUCCAACUUCACGGGCGCCGACAAGGGCCUGUUCAAACGAGCCAUGCGUCACUGGGAGAAAUUCACGUGCAUUAGAUUUGUAGAGAAGACUGACGAACACCCUAACUACAUCAUCUUCACCCAGCGCGAGUGUGGGUGCUGUUCGUUCGUGGGGAAGCGGGGGAACGGUCCACAGGCAUUGAGCAUCGGGAAGAAUUGCGACAAGUUUGGCAUUGUGGUGCACGAGUUGGGGCACGUGGUGGGGUUCUGGCACGAGCACACCAGGCCUGACCGCGACAACCACGUGGUCAUCAUCAGGGAGAACAUACAGGCAGGUCAGGAUUACAACUUCAACAAACUAACUGCAGAAGAAGUCAAUUCCCUGGGCCUCCGGUAUGACUUCAACUCAAUCAUGCACUACGCCCGCGCCACGUUCGCCAUGGCCACGCACCUCGAUACCAUACGGCCGCGCCCAGAGCCCAACCAUGCCAAGUUACCUGAAAUAGGCCAGAGGAUACGGUUGUCUGAAGGGGACAUUGCUCAGACUAACCUUCUUUACAAGUGUCCCAAGUGCGGCAGGACGUACCAGGAGAGCAGCGCCGUGUUCUCGUCGCCCUCCUACGUGAACUCCGCGCCGCCGCCUGGGGGAGAGAAGUGUGAGUGGCGCAUCACGGCCACGCACGGGGAGGCCAUCGUGCUCAACAUCACCUCCAUGGACAUCUUCAAGAGUGACGGCUGCUCCACAGACUUCCUGGAGGUGCGCGAUGGAUACUGGCACAAGAGUCCGUCCCUGGGCCGGUUCUGCGGGAGUCUGCGGCUGCCAAAGAGAAUUGUUUCCACUGGUAGUCGAAUGUUAAUUUCCUACGUGACAUCAGUGAACCAGAAUGGACAUCGUGGGUUCACUGCGAGUUAUGAAGCGGUGUGCGGAGGGGACCUGACGAUGGAGCAGGGGCAUUUGGAGAGCCCUAACUACCCUGAUGAUUACGGGUCCAACAAGGAGUGUGUCUGGCGCAUUACAGUGCCAGAAGGACACCAGGUGGCACUGCGCUUCCACUCCUUCGAGAUUGAGGAGCAUGACGACUGUGUGUACGACUAUCUGGACAUUCGUGACGGCCACGAGGAGAACUCAACCCUAAUAGGCGUGUUCUGUGGCUACAAGAUUCCAAGUGACAUCAAAUCAGUCUCCAACAAAAUGCGGAUUAAGUUCGUGACAGACGGGUCGGUGCAGAAAGCUGGGUUCUCUGCCACAUUCCUGAAGGAGUAUGAUGAGUGUUCCAGUUCAGACCAUGGGUGUGAACAGGAGUGCCUCAACCAGCUGGGCGGGUACGAGUGUCGCUGCAAGAUUGGCUACGAACUGCACUCCGAUGGCAAGAGGUGUGAGGAUGCGUGUGGGGGAAGGAUAGACUACCCGAAUGGCACUAUCAACAGUCCGUCCUUCCCAGAUUUCUACCCAGUAAACAAGAACUGUAUUUGGGAGAUUAUUGCACCACCCCAGUACAGAAUCACCCUCAACUUCACACAUUUUGACCUGGAGGGGAAUAAUGUGAGUCAAGAUUGUGAGUACGACAGUGUGGACAUCCGUAGCAAGCUGGGAGUGACGGAAAUGAGGAAGCAUGGGGUGUUCUGCGGCCAGAGUCUGCCCUACCUCAUCACCUCCGAGGGCAACAGUCUGCGCAUUGAGUUUAAUUCGGACAAUUCGGUGCAAAAAAGUGGAUUUGCUGCCGUUUUCUUUACUGAUAAGGACGAGUGUGCCAUUGACAACGGAGGCUGCCAACACGUCUGCAAGAAUACCAUUGGCUCGUAUGUGUGUUCGUGCUCCAAUGGCUUCACGCUGCAUGAAAACGCCCACGACUGCAAGGAGGGAGGCUGCAAACAUGAAAUUAUAGCACCUGUUGGGGAAAUUUUCAGUCCUAACUACCCUGAUUAUUAUCCAUCAAGAAAGGAGUGUGUUUGGCUCUUCACGACCACGCCAGGGCAUCGUAUCAAGCUGGUAUUUGAUGAGUUUGAGAUGGAGCCCCACCAGGAAUGCACUUAUGACCACAUAGCGCUGUACGAUGGCACCACCUCCGAGUCUGGGUUCCUUGGGCGCUACUGUGGUGCCAAGGUGCCGCACCCCAUCGUGGCGUACAACAACCAGAUGUUUAUGGUGUUCAAGUCGGACUCCUCAGUGCAGCGGAAAGGCUUCAGGGCACGACACACGACUGUGUGUGGCGGGGGACUGAAGGCAACAAGCAGAGUGAAGCACAUGUACUCCCACGCUAAAUACGGCGACCAGAACUAUGACAACAAAGAAGACUGUGACUGGAUCAUACAAGUAAACCCUGGGGAGAAUGUUCACCUCACUUUCCUCACCUUCGAGCUGGAGGACGAGCAUGACUGUGGGUACGACUAUGUGGAGGUCUUCAGCGGCUACAGUGACUCGGGCCCCUCCUACGGGAAGUUCUGCGGGAAUACGAUCCCACAAGAGAUAGUAUCCAUCAACGACGCGCUGCUGGUUCGUUUCCGCACGGACGACACCAUCAACACCAAGGGCUUCUCAGCAGCCUACGUGGCCAUUCCUGAGGAGACGACCACAGAGAACACCACCUCCGACAACAACUUCAGCUACAGCUACAGCUUCUCCCGAGGCUACUAGGGGGGAAGGGGGUGUGGCGGG
Scylla paramamosain (green mud crab) is the source of this 3322-nucleotide messenger RNA. Its product is annotated as protein tolkin-like. The coding region runs from base 143 to 3301 and encodes 1052 amino acids. Gene Ontology annotation, molecular function: metalloendopeptidase activity; calcium ion binding; zinc ion binding. NCBI's taxonomy places the organism in Eukaryota, Metazoa, Arthropoda, Malacostraca, Decapoda, Portunidae. Gene Ontology annotation, biological process: proteolysis. The transcript is spliced from 18 exons. The record is from RefSeq and is a predicted model, not a curated record.